Molecule: messenger RNA, 1026 nt
Organism: Neurospora tetraspora
Lineage: Eukaryota; Fungi; Ascomycota; Sordariomycetes; Sordariales; Sordariaceae
Exons: 2
Coding region: 1-1026 (341 amino acids)
Biological process (GO): protein insertion into ER membrane
Cellular component (GO): cytosol; TRC complex
Molecular function (GO): protein binding
Source: RefSeq, a predicted model, not a curated record
AUGGCCUCAAAACAAGACGCCAAGAUCCAAAAGAUCAUUGCGCGACUACAGAAGCGCACCGCCGAGGGCCAGUUCGAAGAGCAGUACGAGGCCGGACAGGAGACGAGACUGGUUGCGGCGCGGUACACAAAAGCGGAGAACUGGCAGGCCGCCAUCGACAUUCUGUCCAGCGUGUCGCAGGCACUGCUGAAGGCCGGAGCUGGCGGCGCCGGCGGCGAUCUCGCCAUCUUGCUGGUGGACGUGUACAAGCAAGGGAAGAUUAAGCCGGAUGCGGCGUCGCGCGGGCGGCUGUUGACGUGCUUGAGGCUGUUUGACUUCGAGGAGCCAACGAGGAAGAAGUUUGUUAAGGAGAUGUUUGACUGGUCACGAAAGUUCGGCGACUACCCCGCCGGCGACCCGGAGCUGCACCACGUCGUCGGCACCCUCGCCGCCGAGAACCACGAGACGGACGAGGCCGAGAAGCAUUUGCUCCUAGGCACCAAGGAGUCGGUCGAGGUGCUAACGCGCAUGGAGUAUGAGUGGUACAAGGACAACGAGCAACCGCACACGGCCGCCCUCUUCGCCGCCCGCGCCAUCCUGCCGUACCUGCUGCUGGCUAACGUCCGCGCGGCCAACACGUCAUACCGCGCCUUUGUGUCGGCGCUCACGGCCGAAAACACGUCGCUUGGCGUGCAGAACGUGGAGAGUUCCCAUGGCAGCGAUAUCCGCAUCUUCCCGAGCCUGCCGCUGCUGAAUUUCUUGGGGCUGUUGCUGCUGGCGGUGCAGAAGGGAACUCCGGAUCUGUUUAGGCAGUUGAAGACGAAAUACGCGAGCAACCUUGCCGAGUUGGGUGGAGCGUGGGAUGGUGCCCUGGAGAUGAUUGCUGAGAUGUACUUUGGUAUUCAGAGGCCAAGACAGUCUAACCCACUGCUCGAUAUGAUGGGUAGCUUGUUCGGCGGCGGCGGUGGUGGUGGUGCGGGUGCUGCGGGCGGCAGGCCGCCAGUGAGGAGGGUUGAGGCGGCGCCUACUGCUGAAGGACUGGAUUGA